Poecile atricapillus (Black-capped chickadee) is the source of this 4923-nucleotide messenger RNA. It is a transcript of the gene PROB1, whose product is annotated as proline rich basic protein 1. Lineage: Eukaryota; Metazoa; Chordata; Aves; Passeriformes; Paridae. The record is from RefSeq and is a predicted model, not a curated record. Bases 140 to 4525 code for a protein of 1461 amino acids. The transcript has a single exon.
CUCUGCUGCCGCCGCCGGGUCCGGCCGCCGGGAGGGCGAGGGAGCCAGAAGGUCGAGCCAGCGGCCCCGGCAGAGCGGCCCCAGCCCCGAGCGGGGCUCCCCGGCACCGCCUGAAGCCCCCGGGCUCCUCCCUGCCACCAUGCCCCGCGGGAAGAGGGACCCGGUCCUGCUGUCCCCGGCCGAGCUGCCCGGCCCCGAGGGCGACGGUCCCCGCGCGGGUGGGGACGGCCGGCGGUCCGCGGAGGAGGAGGAGGAGGAGGACGGACACCUCCCGGGGCUGCCCCGCGACGACCUCACCAAGAGCAUGUCGAGCUCCUCCGUGUCCUCCUACCACUCCGCCCUGUGCUCGGACGGCACGGAGACCUUCAAGGACUGCCUGGAGUUCCUGGACGAGGAGGGAGCGCCCGGCCGGGCAGCCCCGGGGCGCUGGGCUCCGGCGGGGGCCCCCGGCGUCCCCCCACCGCCCGGCCCCCUCGCCCGCCCGCAGCGGGCUCAGCUGUCCAGCGCGGCUAAGAAUAGCCCAGCGCCGGGCCAGGGGGGCAGGAUGGGUCCCCUCGGUGGGGACCGGCAGCCUGUGCCGGCCGCGGCCGCCGCCGGGGAGCCGGCCGUGCCCCGGCAGCCCGGGGCGAUGCUCGCCGGGGCUCCCAGCGACUCGGACGAAGUGGACGGCGAGGUGCAGGCGCUGACGGCCAGGGCUUUCCGCAGCCUCUCGGGACUCCCCGGGGGUCGCCUCGACAUGUGCAGCUCCCACACCUCCUCCAGCCUCUCCAAUUCGCUGUCGGAGGACGGCGGGCGGCCGCGGCGGUGGCCGGCGGGCGCCGGGGAGCCCCGGGGCGCGGUGACAGCUCUGCAUGGCAGGGUGGGCUGGCCUUUCCCCGCCGGCCUGGACGGGGAGCUGCUGGCCAAGGAGCAGUUCGAGUGCGUGGACGUGGAGCUGGAGAGCGGCGAGGCCAGGAAGGGCCACGGCAAGAAGAGGACGGUGCCCAAGCGCCAGAUCCUGCUGAAGAGGAAGGAGAGGAAGGAGACGGGCUUUGGCCCCCGGGGAGAUGGCCCAGCGCCACAGCCCCCUGCCAGGAAGGAGCACCCCAGCAAGGGCAGAGCCCUCGGCGAGGAUUUCAGGCUCAACUACCAGCAGUUCAUGAAGGCGGCGUCCCUGGGCACCGGCACCGACAGGACCAGGGCGGCCUCGAGCCUGGUGAAAAACGUCCUGGCCAAGAAGAUGCAGUACGAGCAGCGCAUCAAGAUGGAGCAGAAGGGGCUGCGGGGCAGCUCGACCUCCUCGGGACCGUCCUCCGCCGGCACCGACCUCCUGGGGGAUGGUCUGGAGGGCAAGUCCAGCUCGCUGUCCCGCUCGGACUGCAGCUUCUCGGCCGAGGACCUGCGGGGCGGCGGGAUGCCGGCGGCCACGGCGGCCGCGGGGAGCAGCAGCAGCACCACCACCCAUCCCACCAAGGGCGUGGUGCUCAGCGAGGAGACGAGGGAGACCGUCUGCAACCUGAGGGAGACGUUCAACGAGCUCAACCAGAGGAUGAAGUACCGGGAGGUGCUGGAGGGCCGCUGGCUGCCCGCGGCCGCAGAGGAGCACACGUCGGAGAGGAUCUGCUACCAGCGAGCCCGCGCCUUGUUCGAAGCCCAGCCUGGGGUGGGGAAGGUGCUGGAUGUCGCCCCCCGGUUUGCGAGGGCGCCGAGGCCGUGGCCCAGCUUGAAGGAGAGAGCCAUCGGCCCCAUCCAUUCCCAAACCCUCCCCUUCAAAGCCGAGGGCCAGGCGAUCCCCGCCACCCCCCCGCGCCGCCCCUUCACCUCCUCCCGGGGGCAGGAGGCGAGGUCGCUGCCCCAGAGCCAGCCAGAGAAGCCACCGGCAGCGCCCCGCCGGCCGCCCAGCCCCGGCAUCCCGGCCCCCCGGGGGUCCCCGCCAGCCGCGCCCCCCAAGCCAGAAGAGAAGGGGAAGGGGCGAGUCCCGCAGCCCCGGGACGUGCGCAAGCUGGUGAAGAGCAGCUACAGCCUCAAGUUCGGGACUGCCGGCUCCUCCCGUGGCACCGUGGCACCGGCGAGCAGCGGGGAGCCGCCCCCGGCCGCCCCUCUGGUCAUCCACUGCACCUCGGUCCGCCGGGAGCCGGCGCCGGAGCCGGCGGGUGAGGAGGUGCUGGCAGCCCCGGCCUGUGCCGAGGGGCCCGCAAAGCCCCCCGGCAGCCGGGCCGCGCCCCCACACAGCUCCCCCAUCAACAUCACGAGGGUCCAGGCCACGCGGAGGGGAGCGGCCCCCACGGAGGAGCCGCCGGCAUCGCCCCCGCGCCGGGAGCGCAGCGAGCUGAGGGUGCCCCCGCGGGUGCCGCACGUGGAGACCCAUCUGCACGUCCUGGUGGGCCGGCCCGUCCCGGGGGCCAGGGAGAGCUCCCCGGCUCAGAGCAGCGCGGUGCUGCGGGCAGAGAAGACCGUUCUCCUGCCUCCGCCACCCACGAGUCCCGCCGAGGGGCAGGAGGUUCGCGGCCGCGGCGGCACCAGGGCGCUCCACGCCGCCGAGGGGCCGGAGCCGCUGGGGCAGCGGCGCAGCAGCGGGGACAGCCGGGACCCCCGAGCCGGAGCCCCGGGGGGCAGCAGCGCGGCGGAGCCCCGGGCCAGCGAGCAGAGGCAGGAGCAGCCCGGCGGCCGGAGGGUGUCGGUGGGCAGCGGGGGCUCUGCCGGCGGCACCGGCCCCGCCGCCCCGCCCCGAGCCGGGGACGGCAGCGAAGGCACCCCCGGGGCCUGGGAGCACUCGCCGCAGUGGCCGGCGCCUACAGAGCCCUACCCGGCCGCUGCCCCUGCAGAGACCUCCAACUACCUGGCAAUCCCCGAGAGAGCCCCCAAAUCCACGCUGAUGCCAAAGCUGUCCUCGGUCCCCAACCCAGGCAGUGCAUCCCUUGGGACCCCCUUUGUUCCCAGCCCGGCCAGCGCCUCUUUUGGGGCUCCCUCAGCCCCCAACCCAGGCACUGUGUCCUUUGGGACCUCCAUGGUCACCACUGUGACCAGCUCACCCUUUGGCUUCCCAUCAGCCUCCAGCCAGGCCAGCACAUCACUUGGGACCCCCUUGGUUUCCAACUCCAACAAGUCUUUUGGGGCCCCUCUGGUGCCCAACCUGUGCAGCACAUCCUUCGGGAACCCCUUGGUCCCAAAUCCAUCCAGUGCAUCCUUUGGGAACCCCUUGGUCCCAAAUCCAUCCAGUGCAUCCUUCGGGAACCCCUUGAUCCCAAAUCCAUCCAGUGCAUCCUUCAGGAACCCCUUGAUCCCAAAUCCAUCCAGUGCAUCCUUCAGGAACCCCUUGAUCCCAAAUCCAUCCAGUGCAUCCUUCAGGAACCCCUUGAUCCCAAAUCCAUCCAGUGCAUCCUUUGGGAACCCCUUGGUCCCAAAUCCAUCCAGUGCAUCCUUUGGGUCCCCACUGGUCCCAAAUCCAUCCAGUGCAUCCUUUGGGAACCCCUUGGUCCCAAAUCCAUCCAGUGCAUCCUUUGGGAACCCCUUGGUCCCAAAUCCAUCCAGUGCAUCCUUUGGGUCCCCACUGGUCCCAAAUCCAUCCAGUGCAUCCUUUGGGAACCCCUUGGUCCCAAAUCCAUCCAGUGCAUCCUUUGGGAACCCCUUGGUCCCCAGUCCAUCCAGUGCAUCUUUUGGGAACCCCUUGAUCCCAAAUCCAUCCAGUGCAUCCUUCGGGAACCCCUUGAUUCCAAAUCCAUCCAGUGCAUCUUUUGGGAACCCCUUGAUCAGCAACCCAGUCCCCAUUUCCCUUGGGCGUCCAUCAGCGUCUCACAUGGCCGGCUCUUUCUUUGGAUCCCCUUUUGUCCCCAGCCCGGCCAGCGCUCCGCUGGGAUCUGGUGCUUAUCCCCUUCCUGCCGGGGAAGUGCCCUGGGGCAAGCCCAGCCCUGAGCCCCCCCUGCCCCGACCCCCCGAGGGCCCGGCUGCUGUGGAGCCCCCGGGCCAGCCCCACCUGGAGGAUGCUCCUCAUUUCCUCAGGAGCACCGACGGCCCUUCGCCGAGUGGGAGGAGCAGGCAAAGCCCCCCCAGGCCCUUCCCCGCGGCCCUGCCCGCGCAGCGGAGGAUGCUCGUGGAUCCCAGCAGCGGAAAGUGCUACUACAUGGAGCCGCCGCGGCAGCCCCAGAUGAAAACGCUCUACGACCCCGAGACCGGGCAGUACCUGGAGGUGCUGGUCCCACCGGUGGCAUCACACACCGGGCUCUACCCGGCACCUUUCAACCCGCUGCUCGUGGCCCCGGGGGCCUAUGGCCCACCCUACCCCCCCUACGGCGGCUUCCCGGGGCUCCCGGCACCGCCGCCCUCCGCCCCCUCUCCUCCGCGCCCCUCGCUGCCGGCUGCCGACAACCCCGGGACCCCCGGCUCUGCUCCCAAGGCCGAGGGGCCGUCCCCUGCCGGGGGUCCCGACUGCGGCUACCUGGAGAGCCUGUACUACAUCCCCACGGGGAUGCGGGCCAGCCCCGGCCCCGAGCAGCCCCCGGCCCGCGGCAGCCCCGCCGCGCCAGAGGGCUCGCUGCUCCGCCUGUGACGGGAUGGACCCGCGGGGAUGUCUCUUCCCUCAGCCCGGGGUCAGCAUCACCCCUGGGGCAGGAGAGCCCCUCUGCCCACGGCUGAGCCCGCAAAGCGCCUAGGGGCAGUGGGCACCGCCUGGACUUCACUGGCUUCUCAUGGAAACGGGGACAAAAAGGUUAUUUUCGUCUGUGAGCACCUGGCAGCCCCAGGGGGACAUGAAGGUGGGGCCCGGGCAGCAAAGGGACCACACAGGUCCUGCUUCCCCCAGUCCUGCCAGUCCCAUCCCAAGGAUGACCCGGGCUGGUUCGCACAGGGAGGUGAUGGCCUGGCUACCCCCAGCCCCCCCAGCCACGGCUGCAGCACAGACACCCCAAAAGAGUAAUAAAAAUGCUGAAAGAGCUUUGAAUCUGUUUA